UCAGUCCUAAUCAAACCGCCGCCAUGAAGUGGUUUUACGUUGGUAGCUUUUUCCAAGCAUUGCACCCAAUCUAUCUGGUCAGCAGAGCAUUCUCACUCUCCUCUGUAACUAUCAACUUCCAGGAUGAAACGGCCGAACAGACAACGGCCGAUCAGCUGGUACUAAUUCGUGGAUUAUGUAUGUGUUGCUUAGCGCUUUACUUUUCGUAUGGUGCCUUUCGGGCGCAGCUGGAGAGAUUUAGCGAUUCCCACAUUUUCAAUGCCGGUAUGUUCGGGUCGAUGUCUGCUUUCGUUGGCUCGCUAAUGGCCGCCAUCAUCUCGAAUUACGCAAAUGGCCUUGAGGUCUUCCGGGGUGCAUCGAUUCUGAACAAAGUUGAUCAACAGGAUAAAUCUGCCGAACAGACUCCGACUGAUCAGCUAGUGUUGAUCCUAGGAAUAUUUCUGUGCUGCUCGACACUGUGCUUUUCGCACAGGAUCUUUCGGGUGCAGUUGCAGCAGAUGAGCGAUUCCACCAUUUUAACCUUCGGCCUGUACGGAUCGAUGAUUGUUUCCGUUUGUUCUCUGCUGACCACAAUUAUCUCGAACUAUGUAAAUGGCCUCGAGGUAUUCCGGGGUGCGACGGUUCUGAACAAGGUUGACCAACAGACAACUCCCGAAAGGGAUCCACAGAAGCUCACCGAUACGGAAAGUUGCUGCAAAAUGGUCCGGAAGUUUGCCAUGAUACACGCUCAGUUGUGUGACACGAUCGAAGUGUUCAACCGGUGCUUCUCCACCCAGGCCAUGUUCGCUCUGGCAUCCGCUUUUGGAUUUACGGUUUUCUCGGUAUUCGGCGUGAUCCACUCGCACGUUAUAAGUGCGAAUGAGGCAACACUGCGCAUGGCAUGGUCCAACAUGACCUACGAUGGGUUCUACAUAGCGUUUAUCGUCCAGCUGAUAGUAUUUUCCAGUUUGGUGUUUGUGGAGUGCAAAAGAACAUCGGUUAUGAUCCACAAGGUGAUCUGCUACGGUACGUACGACAGGAAUGUACGCAAAGAGUUGAGGAUCUUUUCCCAACAGCUAUGGCACCAUGCUCCAAAGGUUUCCUGCAAUCUGUUCGAUUUUGAUUGGACAUUGUUCUAUACGAUGGCAGCAUCACUAACAACCUAUCUUGUUAUAUUGAUGCAGUUUGAUCUGGCCAACAUCGACUACGCCAACUCUGCGGAUAAGAAAAAUUUAGCGCCUCGAUGA
Messenger RNA from Topomyia yanbarensis, 1226 nucleotides. RefSeq lists its product as uncharacterized. The coding region runs from base 24 to 1226 and encodes 400 amino acids. Gene Ontology annotation, biological process: sensory perception of taste. NCBI's taxonomy places the organism in Eukaryota, Metazoa, Arthropoda, Insecta, Diptera, Culicidae. The record is from RefSeq and is a predicted model, not a curated record. Gene Ontology annotation, cellular component: membrane; axon; dendrite. The transcript has 5 exons.